CACAACUCUGCGCUUUACUGCCGAGGGCCAAGUGGCGAAGGAGGACGUGGCCGCGCGAGAUACAUCAUGGCAGAUAGUCCUCCAGAGAAGAUCCCGCUGACCGUAGCAGCACCGACGACAGUGUCCGAGAGCAUCCAGAUCAAGAAAGAGCCGCAAGGCACCACGAGUACCCGCAAAGAAAGCAUCGGCUGGAUGUCGGACGACCUCAUGGGCAUGAUCACACACACCCCACCGGCGUUUUCACCGGGAAGUUUAACAUUGCCUUCGACCAAGCGCAACCGGAGCGGGAGUAUAUCUGGGCGACUCCUCAGUGCGUCCGACUUGGAGGAAAAGGGCUUUAUCGAUCGGUAUCAAAAGGGCGUCCUCAAGGACUUGAUCAUCAGCGGUGAUGAAAAACUGCAGAAAGCACUCGAAACGUUUGAACAAGGCGACCCCACAGCGUUGGAAGCGCUAUUGGAUAGUGGCGCGUUGAAUCGCAAGUCAUCUGUCGACUUGCUGGACGAUCUGGACCUGGGGUUUCUCAAUGUAGGCUCUUUAGGAGACACCCCGAAAGAAGAUUAUACGUCACGGCAAACCCUCGACGAAUGGGAUGAAAUCGGCUUCGAUUCUGCAUUUGCCGACAUUUCCAACCGAGAUCUCAUGGAUGGCGAAUACUUGGGCUCUUCCCUCGGCAAUUCCCUGCCCAACUCGCUGCCGUCCAUGGGCUUGGGCGGCAUGACCCCUCCAAGCUCAUUUAGCUUUGCCGAGCAUGAUUUCUUGGACCAGUCUUCCAAGUUGAGCACGGGAGCUGAUGGCGUAAAGGUCAAAGCUGAACCGUCGGACGGUCUCCUGUCGACGACUCGUCCGAUCGGGAUUCCUGGUGCCGCUCGCCUGAACGCGUCGGCGUUCCUCAGCGGCACGUUGAACACAUCGGCGGGAGGGCUCUCGGACGCGGAGAAGAAGGCUGCGUUUGUUGGCGCGUACUCGCCAGACUCUCGCCGGAAGCGCGUCGAAAAGUUUCUCGACAAACGACAGAAACGCGUGUGGCGAAAAGAAGUCAAGUACGACGUGCGCAAGAACUUUGCCGACUCGAGAUUACGCGUCAAAGGGCGAUUUGUCAAGAAGGAAGACGAGCAGUUGCUGCGAGAGUUGCUCAGUUUUACAUAGACCGAACGCGUUGUACAUCCUGUUAACGAACCACUGCAGCCGUCUCCCAUGUCGACGGUGUCGAAGAAGGUCGCGAUGGCCAGUCGUUCAGUCGUUCACAUCGAUCUCGUUCCCCAUCGCGACGCACUUAGUCGUCGACGGACACUGGCAUUCCCUCGACAGGCAGUUUUCCAG
Molecule: messenger RNA, 1320 nt
Organism: Aphanomyces invadans
Lineage: Eukaryota; Oomycota; Saprolegniomycetes; Saprolegniales; Verrucalvaceae
Exons: 6
Coding region: 67-1146 (359 amino acids)
Biological process (GO): regulation of flower development
Molecular function (GO): protein binding
Source: RefSeq, a predicted model, not a curated record